AUGUUCACGUACAUGGUAUCUCUCACGACUGGAAGCCAAAAGAAUGCUGGGACAAUUGAUUACAUUUACCUGAAGCUGGUGGGGAAAGAGGGAGAGAGCGAACUGACUUUAGUGAACAAACACUGGUUUGAACAUUUGCACAGUGAAACGGUGGUUUCCAUUGAGAUCAAUGUGGAGGAGACUCUUGGAGAGAUUCUGCUGGUCAAACUGGAGAAGGACAGGAAAUUCCUGUUUGAUGAUCAAUGGUACUGCAGGUAUAUCAGUGUAACAGCACCCACUGGAGACUGCUUUGAGUUCCCCUGUUAUCGGUGGAUAUCUAAUGACCCGGUGGUUCUUCGAGAAGGCAGAGGUCGUUUGCCUCAGGAUGAAAAGCUCUCAAUACUGAAAGAGUACAGGCACCUGGAACUGGAAAACAGACAAAAACAAUUCAGGUAUGGGUGUUGGAAAAGUGAUUUCCCAAUGUGCAUGGUCUCUAAACUUCCUGUGGAUGUUCAGUUUGAUUGCAAAAAAUCAGUGGACUUCUAUUCGAGUUUUCUUGAAGUGAUGGAGAAUCUUGGUCUUAAUAAACUUGAGAAUUUGUUCCAGUCUUGGAAGAAUUUUGAAGAUUUUGAAAAAAUAUUCAUAACCAUUACCAUCAAGAACACAGUGCCAGAGCAUCUGAUGAAUGAAUGGACGGAAGAUGAAAUAUUUGGUUAUCAGUUCCUGAAUGGUUGCAAUCCUGUGAUGAUCAAAAAGUGCACAAAACUCCCCGACAAGUUUGUGGUAACGCAGGAGAUGGUGGAGAACUCCCUGGAUAGAGGAGCUACACUGCAGGGGGAAUUACAGGCAGGAAACAUCUACAUAGCAGACUAUGAAAUACUGGAGGACGUGCAACCCAAUGACACAGACUCCAGCACCCAGCAGUAUUUGGCUGCUCCCUUCUGCCUGUUUUACAAGAACAGAGUGAAUAAAGUCAUGCCAAUCGCUAUUCAGGUACCUAAGAUUCUAGGACAGAAGAACACAGUUUUUCUUCCCACUGAUAAUCAGUACGACUGGUUGUUAGCCAAAAUGUGGGUGAAAUCCUGCGACUACAACGUACACCAGCUGGUCACACACCUUCUCAGGACACACCUGAUAUCUGAGGUGUUUGCCAUAGCCAUGUUCAGACAGCUCUCUGCAGUCCACCCUGUGUACAAGUUACUGUUACCUCAUGUCCGUUUCACCAUUGAAAUCAACCAAUCAGCUCGUCACACACUUAUCGGUGACUCUGGGAUCUUUGAAAAGGUUAAUAGCACUGGUGGACGUGGAAUAGGACAAGUGAUCAAAAAAGCCAUGCAGACAUUAACCUAUAAAUCCCUGUGCUUCCCUGAGGCCAUGAAAACGCGAGGAGUUGACAACGAGAAGGAUCUCCCCAACUACUACUACAGAGACGAUGGCAUGAUGGUCUGGGAGGCAGUGAAAAGCUUUGUUUCUGAUGUGGUCAAGAUCUACUACAGUAGUGAUGUGGCUGUUCAGAAAGAUGAGGAGAUCCAGGCUUUUGUUCAGGAUGUUUGCUCCUCUGGUAUGAAGAGUUGUCCCAAUAAUGAGUUUCCAAACAUCCUGAAAACCAGGGUGCAGCUGAUUGAGUAUCUGACCAUCGUGAUUUUCACAGCUUCAGCACAACAUGCAGCAGUCAACUUUGGACAGUUUGACUGGUAUGCCUGGGUCCCGAACACUCCAUCCACCAUGCGGAAACCUCCUCCCACAGAGAAGAGCAAAGUAGACUUGAAGUAUAUCAUGGAGAGUCUGCCGGACCGCGGACGCUCCAGUUUGCAUCUAGGAAUGGUUUGGAUGCUCAGUCGAUUCCAGGAUAAAGAGCUGUUUUUAGGCGAAUAUCCAGACAAGUACUUCACUGAAGAACCAGCCAUGGAAGCAAUUAAGAAAUUCCGCAAGAAAAUAGUUGGAGUACAAGAAACCAUCAGCAAGCGAAAUGAAACUUUGAAACCACCCUACUUGUAUCUGUCUCCAGACAGAAUCCCCAACAGCGUGGCCAUCUGA
Messenger RNA from Danio aesculapii, 2016 nucleotides. RefSeq names its product polyunsaturated fatty acid 5-lipoxygenase-like. Gene Ontology annotation, cellular component: nuclear envelope. The coding region runs from base 1 to 2016 and encodes 671 amino acids. The transcript is spliced from 14 exons. Lineage: Eukaryota; Metazoa; Chordata; Actinopteri; Cypriniformes; Danionidae. Gene Ontology annotation, molecular function: iron ion binding; arachidonate 5-lipoxygenase activity; protein binding. The record is from RefSeq and is a predicted model, not a curated record. Gene Ontology annotation, biological process: linoleic acid metabolic process; lipid oxidation.